AUGUUGGAAAAGAAGAAGUUCUGUCCUCGGUUACUUGACUACCUAGUGAUUGUAGGCGCCAGGCACCCGAGCAGUGACAGUGUGGCCCAGACUCCUGAACUGCUUCGGCGAUACCCGCUGGAGGAUCACCCCGAGUUCCCCCUGCCCCCGGAUGUGGUGUUCUUCUGCCAGCCCGAGGGCUGUCUGAGCGUGCGGCAGCGGCGCAUGAGCCUGCGGGACGACAUCUCUUUCGUCUUCACCCUCACCGACAAGGACACCGGCGUUACACGUUAUGGCAUCUGCGUCAACUUCUACCGCUCCUUCCAGAAGCGAAUGCCUAAGGAGAAGGGGGAAGCUGGGGCAGGGUCCCGUGGGAAGGAAGGACCCAGGCCCGCCGGCGCCUCCGAAGAGGUUGGCACGGAGAGUUCGGAGAGCGGCUCAUCCCUGCAGCCUCCCAGUGCCGACUCCACCCCCGAUGUGAACCAGUCUCCGCGUGCCAAGCGCCGGGCCAAGGCGGGAAGCCGGUCCCGCAACAGCACUCUGACUUCCCUCUGCGUGAUCAGCCACUACCCCUUCUUCUCCACCUUCCGGGAGUGUCUGUACACCCUCAAACGUCUGGUGGACUGCUGUAGUGAGCGACUGCUGGGCAAGAAACUGGGCCUCCCCCGAGGCAUCCAAAGGGACACCAUGUGGCGCAUCUUCACUGGGUCAUUGGUAGUGGAGGAGAAGUCAAGUGCCCUCCUGCACGACCUCCGGGAGAUCGAGGCCUGGAUCUACCGGUUGCUGCGCUCCCCCGUGCCCGUCUCUGGGCAGAAGCGAGUAGACAUUGAGGUCCUGCCCCAGGAGCUCCAGCAGGCUCUGACCUUUGCCCUUCCAGACCCCUCUCGAUUCACCCUGGUGGAUUUCCCACUGCACCUUCCCUUGGAACUUCUGGGUGUGGAUGCCUGCCUUCAGGUGCUAUCCUGCAUCCUGUUAGAGCACAAGGUGGUGCUUCAGUCCCGCGACUACAACGCCCUCUCCAUGUCUGUGAUGGCGUUUGUGGCAAUGAUCUACCCCCUGGAGUAUAUGUUUCCUGUUAUCCCGCUGCUGCCCACCUGCAUGGGAUCAGCAGAGCAGCUGCUGUUGGCCCCAACCCCAUACAUCAUCGGGGUCCCUGCCAGCUUCUUCCUCUACAAACCAGACUUCAAGAUGCCUGAUGAUGUGUGGCUGGUGGAUCUGGACAGCAGUAGGGUGAUUGCCCCCACCAAUGCAGAAGUGCUACCCAUCCUGCCAGAACCAGAGUCACUAGAGUUGAAAAAGCAUUUGAAGCAGGCCCUUGCCAGCAUGAGCCUCAACACCCAGCCAAUCCUCAAUCUGGAAAAAUUCCAUGAGGGCCAGGAGAUGCCCCUGCUCUUUGGAAAGCCCACUAAUGACCUGCAGUCCACACCUUCCACAGAAUUCAACCCACUCAUCUAUGGCAAUGAUGUGGAUUCCGUGGAUGUCGCAACCAGAGUGGCCAUGGUCCGUUUCUUCAACUCCCCCAACGUGCUGCAGGGCUUUCAGAUGCACACACGCAUCCUGCGUCUCUUCCCUCGGCCCGUGGUAGCUUUUCAAGCCGGCUCCUUCCUGGCCUCCCGUCCCCGGCAGACUCCUUUUGCUGAGAAACUGGCCAGGACUCAGGCUGUGGAGUACUUUGGGGAAUGGAUCCUUAACCCGACCAACUAUGCCUUCCAGCGAAUUCACAACAACAUGUUUGAUCCGGCCCUGAUUGGUGACAAGCCAAAGUGGUACGCUCAUCAGCUGCAACCCAUCCACUAUCGCGUCUACGAUAGCAAUUCCCAGCUGGCUGAAGCGCUGAGCGUGCCACCAGAGCGUGACUCUGACUCUGACCCCACUGAUGACAGCGGCAGUGAUAGUAUGGACUAUGGUGACUCAAGCUCUUCUUACUCCUCCCUCGGGGACUUUGUUAGUGAAAUGAUGAAGUGUGACAUCAACGGCGAUACGCCUAAUGUGGAUCCUCUGACGCAUGCGGCACUGGGGGAUGCCAGUGAGGUGGAGAUCGAUGAGCUGCCAAGCCAGAAGGAAGCCGGGGAGCCUGGCCCCCGCAGAGAGAGCGCUCAGGAACACCCUCCACCGCACUCCAGCUCCAGCACCGUGGCCAGCAGUGGCCCCAGCACCGUCACCCACGGAGCCAGUGCUGAACCUGCUGACUCAACAGAGAUGGACGAUAAGGCAGCAGUAGCCAUCUCCAAGCCCCUCCCUCCCGUGCCUCCCAGCAUCAGCAAAUCGGCCGCGGACGGGCGCCAGACCGAAACUGGAGAGGGUUCCGUGGGCCGGCGAACCUACGACAACCCAUACUUCGAGCCCCAGUAUGGCCUUCCCCCUGAGGAAGACGAUGAUGACCAGGGGGAAAGUUACACUCCCCGAUUCAGCCAACACGGCAGUGGCAGUCGGGCUCAAAAGCUGCUGCGGCCCAACAGCUUGAAGCUGGCAAGCGACUCAGAGGCAGAGUCAGACUCCCGAGCAAGCUCCCCCACCUCCACCAUCUCUAACAACAGCACCGAGAGUUUUGGGGGCAUCAUGUCUUUUGCCAGCAGCCUAUAUCGGAACCACAGUACAAGCUUCAGUCUUUCGAACCUUGCGCUGCCCACCAAAGGUGCCCGGGAGAAGACCACGCCCUUCCCCAGUCUGAAAGGAAACAGGAGGGCCUUGGUGGACCAGAAGUCAUCUGUCAUCAAACACAGCCCAACAGUGAAGCGAGAGCCCCCGUCACCCCAGGGCCGAUCCAGCAAUUCUAGUGAGAACCAGCAGUUCCUGAAGGAGGUGGUGCACAGCGUGCUGGAUGGCCAGGGUGUCGGCUGGCUCAACAUGAAGAAGGUGCGACGGCUGCUGGAGAGCGAGCAGCUGCGGGUCUUUGUCCUGAGCAAGCUGAACCGCACAGUACAGUCCGAGGACGACGCCCGGCAAGAUCUCAUCCCCGACGUGGAGAUCAGUCGAAAGGUGUACAAGGGAAUGCUAGACCUGCUCAAGUGCACGGUGCUCAGCCUGGAGCAUUCCUAUGCCCACGCAGGGCUGGGCGGCAUGGCCAGCAUCUUUGGGCUUCUGGAGAUCGCUCAGACCCACUACUACAGCAAAGAACCAGACAAGCGUAAGAGAAGUCCCACAGAGAGUGUGAAUACACCAGUUGGAAAGGAUCCUGGCCCAGCUGGUCGGGGAGACCCAAAGGCCACGGCUCAGCUAAGAGUUCCCCAGCUGGGGCCUCGGGCACCAAGUGCUACAGGAAAGGGCCCUAAGGAGCUAGAUACCAGAAGUUUAAAGGAAGAGAACUUUGUAGCAUCUGUUGGGCCUGAAGUACUCAAACCUGCCUUUGACCUUGGUGAGACGGAAGAGAAAAAGUCCCAGAUGAGCGCAGACAGUGGUGUGAGCCUAACAUCUGGUUCCCAGAGGACGGACCCAGACUCUGUCGUCGGUGUGAGCCCAGCUGUCAUGAUCCGAAGCUCCAGUCAGGAUUCUGAAGUUAGCACCGUGGUGAGUAAUAGUUCUGGAGAGACCCUCGGAGCGGACAGUGACCUGAGCAGCAAUGCAGGCGAUGGACCGGGUGGCGAGGGAAGCGCCCGUUUAACAAGCUCUCGGGCCACUUUGUCCGAUAGUGAAAUUGAGACCAACUCUGCCACCAGCGCCAUCUUUGGUAAAGCCCACAGCUUGAAGCCGAGCGUAAGGGAGAAGCUGCCAGGCAGCCCGGUUCGCUCUUAUGAAGAUGUAAGCCAGCGAGUCUAUCUCUACGAGGGACUCAUAGGCAAAGAGCGUUCUACAUUAUGGGACCAAAUGCAGUUCUGGGAAGAUGCGUUCUUAGAUGCUGUGAUGUUGGAGAGAGAAGGGAUGGGUAUGGACCAGGGUCCCCAGGAGAUGAUAGACAGGUAUCUGUCACUGGGAGAGCAUGACCGGAAGCGCCUUGAGGACGAUGAAGAUCGUUUGCUGGCCACGCUUUUGCACAACCUGAUCUCCUAUAUGCUGCUGAUGAAGGUACAGAAGAAUGACAUCCGGAAGAAGGUGAGGCGCCUGAUGGGAAAGUCCCAUAUUGGGCUUGUGUACAGCCAGCAAAUCAAUGAAUUACUUGAUCAGCUGGCCAACCUGAAUGGCCGUGAUCUCUCUGUCCGAUCCAGUGGAAGCCGGCACAUGAAGAAGCAGACAUUUGUGGUACAUGCAGGGACAGACACAAAUGGAGAUAUCUUUUUUAUGGAGGUGUGCGAUGACUGCGUGGUGCUGCGCAGUAACAUCGGGACGGUGUACGAGCGCUGGUGGUACGAGAAGCUCAUCAACAUGACCUACUGCCCCAAGACCAAGGUGCUGUGCUUGUGGCGCAGAAACGGCUCGGAGACCCAGCUCAACAAGUUCUACACCAAGAAGUGUCGGGAGCUGUACUACUGUGUGAAGGACAGCAUGGAGCGUGCCGCCGCCCGGCAGCAAAGCAUCAAACCUGGGCCCGAACUAGGUGGCGAGUUCCCCGUGCAGGACAUGAAGACUGGUGAGGGUGGCUUGCUGCAGGUCACCCUAGAAGGGAUUAAUCUCAAGUUCAUGCACAACCAGGUUUUCAUAGAGCUGAAUCACAUUAAAAAGUGCAAUACAGUCCGAGGCGUCUUUGUCCUGGAGGAAUUUGUUCCUGAAAUUAAAGAAGUGGUGAGCCACAAGUACAAGACACCCAUGGCCCACGAGAUCUGCUACUCUGUGUUGUGUCUCUUCUCGUAUGUGGCUGCGGUCCGUAGCAGUGAGGAAGACCUCAGAACCCCGCCCCGGCCCGUCUCCAGCUGA
Messenger RNA from Pipistrellus nathusii (Nathusius's pipistrelle), 4767 nucleotides. NCBI's taxonomy places the organism in Eukaryota, Metazoa, Chordata, Mammalia, Chiroptera, Vespertilionidae. The record is from the annotation of a GenBank genome assembly.